Messenger RNA from Alternaria infectoria, 540 nucleotides. RefSeq lists its product as uncharacterized. Bases 1 to 540 code for a protein of 179 amino acids. The transcript is spliced from 2 exons. NCBI's taxonomy places the organism in Eukaryota, Fungi, Ascomycota, Dothideomycetes, Pleosporales, Pleosporaceae. The record is from RefSeq and is a predicted model, not a curated record.
AUGUCACUCAUCGGGACAAGCUUGCCAAAGGCUCCUGCUGCUCCAGGUACCGAUGCAGAUCAGCCUUCUGUUACGGGCGAAAAUCUCCUCAAGAUGCCUUCUGUGGGCAUACUGAGAGUCAGUCGACUAGUUCGCGAAGAAGCCUACCCCAUCAUAGAGCGCGGCCGUUUGAAGAGACGUCCAUCAUUAAUCGUCAAGGUUCCUGCGAACAGCAGCCCAGCCGAUACAUCAAAGUACCUAUAUCGGAUCGCAGAUUUGAUGGGUGACCUCGCGUACCGGUUCCGGAGAGCUCGGAAGGAGGAUAAUGAGCAACAUAGCACAUCCAACGAAAUGCACCGAUCGACACUGCUUAGUCUUCAUCAGUGGAUCGAGGGAGUGUUCGUCAAUGACUGGGAAGGCGCUACGGAACAUCGCGACAGCACGGCUGCCAUGUUCGAGUUCUUCAAGCGGGCGAUCCUUACUUUGCGUCAAGGAACGUUCAGUAUGCACAUCAUGUUGCACGACAGCAGUCUCGUUCUAGGACACCCCGUCGGUGACUGA